AUGGGCCGCCGCCGGGGCCCGGAGUCCCCGCGCUGCCGCCUUACGCCCCCUCGGCCCCCGCGCGCCGCUCGCGCCCUCCGCGCGCCCGGGACCAGCAGCCGCGGCGCGGCCCGCACAGCCGGAACCGCCGCCCGCCCCGGAACUGCUCGGGUGUCCCGCCCCUCACCCGGAAGCGAAGCCGCGGCGCUGGCGGGGCCGGCUCCGAGUUCCCGGCCGCAGCGAGCGAAACGUAUCCACCGGGCUCUGCGCCUCUGCUUGGCCGCCCGCCUCGCUGCCCGGGUUCCGAGCCCGACCGGGCUGAGGGCCCUGUCCCGUUCCCGGUCUCUUCGGCAGGCAACGCCGCCUUUUGGCUGUAUUGCCAAUAAUAAUAAUAAUGUUACCGUUGUUAAGGAUCGUGUUUUGGUCACCAAAUGCGCCUCAGCCCUUAGCCUUUCAAAGGGGGACUGGAUUCGGGCUGCAGCCUCAAGUCCGGGCGUCGCCGCCGCAGCGCCCCCUGGCGUCCCUCCUCGGGGUAGCGCCCUCAGUGGUAGCCCUGCAGUGCGCUGUCUCCUCCAGGGUUCCCAGCAGUUGGGCGUUGGACGGAUUCUAGCCUCGGUUAGGGUAGGAUGGGGAGGGGCUCCUGAGCGGCCUGCUCUCCCGGGGUUAUGGAGGAGGGCUUCUACAAACGCGGAAAAGGGGUCUGCUUUUAGAACCUGUGACUGUGGUCUAGGUGAAGCACUAAAAGAAAUCUCCCUCUUUUUCUUAGAAAGACAAAUCAACCUUAAGGUCAAGCCUUCUGUACACAACUUGAGCAAAACUCAGCAGACCAAUCUCACUGUGGGCAGCCUGGGACUAGGCCUGAUAAUCAUCCAGCAUGGGCCCUAUCUCCAGAUCACCCACCUCAUCAAGAAGGGGGCUGCAGCCGGCGAUGGAAAACUCCAGCCAGGCGAUGUUCUGAUUAGUGUUGGCCAUGCCAAUGUGUUAGGAUAUACUCUUCGAGAACUCUUAAAGCUUUUGCAACAGAUCACCAUAGGAACAGUGCUACAAAUCAAGGUUUACCGAAAUUUUAUUGACAUACCCCAAGAAUGGCAAGAAAUAUAUGAUUUAAUCCCUGAGACCAAAUUCCCAGUAACACGCACAACAAAGAAAACUGAACUGGCAAAAGAAGACUCUUUCACAAGCAGCCAUGAAAAUGAAGAUGUAAUUUUAGAAAAAAAACUUACGUAUUAUAAAUAUCCACAGUCCACUGGGCAUCAACCUGCAAGGAGACCAAUGUCUAUCUCCAAAGAAUGGCAUGGAUACAGAAAGAAGAACCACACUCUUAGUGUGGGAAAAGACAUUAACUGUGGUGUGAUGGUUCAUAGAGAUCACAACAAAGAAGUGAGAGCCCCUGCUCCUUGCUGGACUAUGAUGAAGCAAGACAAUGAAAGCUCCUCCUCAUCCUCAGCCUCCUCGAUCUCAGACGCAUUUUGGCUGGAAGACUAUGCCCAAGUUGAAAAGAGCAAGAAGAAUCAACCUGUAUCAAAAGUCAGGCAGUAGUUUGCAAAUCUGUGAUCACAGGAGCCUUCUUGAGAACAUCCAAUUUUUGUGCAUUCCAUGUACAGGUUUGCUAUACUUACAGAAAUAUGUGCAGACUUACCAGUUGUCUUUUACAAAUGGUAAAGCCUCCAGAGCCCGUCUCCAAUGUGAUAUCCAAAGAAUUCCUUGGGUCUCACAGGUCUCACAAACCUUAUUCUCAAAACAGUAACACCAUUCAGAUCAUUAAGACCCUCCUUUCUGAAAAGGCCUUAUCUUUUAGAAAAUGCAGCCGAGGAACCCAAUAUCAGAAUGUGUGAACAUAAUAGAGAAUUUUACUUUUUAAGGUACUACAUUUUUAUUUAGUUAUUUAGUUUUUCUUGUUUUGUAAACUUUAAAUGCCCUACUUAAAACAAGAGAAAUUUUUUGGCUGGUUGUUCACAUUAGAAUUUUUUCCCCCCUUUUCAGCCCUACUUUUAUUUUGAAUGUUGGAUUGAUAAUUAUUGGAAAAAGACUGCAUAGAUAAACAGAUGGGGAGAAGGGAGCAAAUGAGAGACAGACAACUGUCACAGCAAAAUAAGUCAGACAUAUAAAAUAAAGCAGUGGGAAUAUAGGAUUUAACUAACAGGGAAUUAAUAUUUUUCAGAAAUUACUCCUAUUACAAAAAGAGGCAAAAAGGGGGGUAAAACCCAGAUCAUUUAAUUCCUUUUACUCAAGGACUGAUUUUUAACUGCUUUUAAAAAGCCGUUAAUGAUAAUCUGGAAGUAUUUA
Molecule: messenger RNA, 2265 nt
Organism: Manis pentadactyla (Chinese pangolin)
Lineage: Eukaryota; Metazoa; Chordata; Mammalia; Pholidota; Manidae
Gene: PDZD9
Product: PDZ domain containing 9
Exons: 5
Coding region: 1-1518 (505 amino acids)
Molecular function (GO): protein binding
Source: RefSeq, a predicted model, not a curated record